AUGUCACGGAAGAUGGACAAGAAGCAAAGGGACUUGGCCGACCUCCGCUACGUGAUCUGGUGCUGCAUCAACCUGCGGCCGCAGCAGAUGCGGUACGACGAUGGCUUCAAGCUUUUCGUUGGUGUUUUGUCACCCCAGUACGUAGACACCACGAUGGCCUCCACUACCUUCAACAAGGUGUUGGACGCCCUGUACGACAGGGUGAAGCAAGCCAUCAUGGACGACUUGCGGUUGUUGCGCGAGGAGUUUCUGGGCAUGGGGUAUGGUGGAGCUUUCCUUGGUGCCCAUCUAGAUCUCACGACUGUGGCCAACGAGGAGUACAUCACUUUCACCGUCUCGUACGUCAAGAAGGGUAAAACGGAUGAUGUUACCCGUGUCGCGCUUGCGACGAGAGCGUUUCCCGGCAGCCAUACCGCCGAGGACAUCAAACCCUGGAUCGAAGCGCUCACGCUGGAGUACUUUAAGGACUUGAUCGGGCCGUCGGUCCAGCCCCACGACGUCUUCCUCGGGUUCACGGUGGAUCAAGGAAAGAACAUCGUGAACGCGUAUACGGCGUUGGGGGUUCCAGUCGUCGAGUGCAACUGCCACCGCGUCAAUUCCGCCGUCCUGUGGGCCCUGGGUAUUGCGGGUUGUGCGAGGACUUGCAAGAACAAGCUGAUGGGAGACCUGAUGAAGAAGCUGGCAGCGUCGGUCGGCGUCUUCAGCCACUCCGCUGUCAACAACGACAUGCUGAAGGAAAUCCAGCGGCUGGAGGCGGAUCUGCAUCGCGUCUACGAGUGGACUAGCCAGUUCAGGAUGAUGGUUCGCCUUCUGAUCUUGAAUAAGGCGAUCAACGAGUACUUCCGGCGACUUGCCCAGCAGAACCCCCAGCACAAACAGCUGAAACGCAAGUUGACUGCCCACGAGUGGACCGUCACAAACGAGGUGUGCAGCCUCCUGGACACCGUCUCCGAGGCCACGAUCCGCAUGCAAGGCGCCGCCGACACCCACAUCAGCCAGGCGACGUUCAUCGUUCACGAGGUGAUGGAGAUGUUGAAGGAGGACUCUCACCCAAUCCGAGUGGAGAACGCCAUGGUCACGCCGCCCCCACAGGCACCGGGCCUCAUCCUCGCCGAGGAGGAGGAGCAGCAGCACCAGGCCUCUCUGGUCGAUAUCUCCACGGAGGACACCCAGGCUGGCGUUACGGGUCGGCGCGUCUUGAUCGAGCGAGAGAUGUUGGUGUACUUGGCGGAGCAACCGCAGCUCGACGUCGAUGGCUUCAACCUUAUUGGAUUUUGGAACCGGCGAGGCACUGACAGCGUGCGCGCGGCGACUGGGCAGGUCACGUCUCCGGCGGACAUGCCGUACCUGGCGUUUAUCGCUCGGUUGCACCUUGGGAUCGAGGCCACCAGCUGCCAGGCCGAGCGCAAUUUUUCAGCGCUAGCUCACCUCAUCGGUAACCUUCGCUGCAACAUGCUUCCGCACAGGGUCGAGCGCAUGAUGCUCAUCCGGCUCAACAGGCGCAUGCUCGACGAGGUUCGCGCGUUCGACGCUGCUGUAUCGCGGGCACGAGAAAUGGCCACCAAGAAUGCCGCGAAGUCCGCGGCUGCGCAGGAGGAGAGAGCAAACAAGCCGAUCGAUAUCUCCCUCUAG
Molecule: messenger RNA, 1632 nt
Organism: Ectocarpus sp. CCAP 1310/34
Lineage: Eukaryota; Phaeophyceae; Ectocarpales; Ectocarpaceae
Source: the annotation of a GenBank genome assembly